Messenger RNA from Gastrolobium bilobum, 1449 nucleotides. RefSeq names its product alcohol dehydrogenase-like 3. The record is from RefSeq and is a predicted model, not a curated record. Gene Ontology annotation, cellular component: cytosol. The transcript has 10 exons. Gene Ontology annotation, molecular function: S-(hydroxymethyl)glutathione dehydrogenase [NAD(P)+] activity; zinc ion binding. NCBI's taxonomy places the organism in Eukaryota, Viridiplantae, Streptophyta, Magnoliopsida, Fabales, Fabaceae. Bases 34 to 1233 code for a protein of 399 amino acids. Gene Ontology annotation, biological process: formaldehyde catabolic process.
UUCACCGUAAAUCACAGAACAAGACAGAGGAAGAUGGAAGGUGCAGCAGAGGUUGCAAAUGGAAACGGCUCAUUGAACUUGAAGCCAAGUGAUACCAAGGGAAAGAUCAUUACUUGCAAAGCUGCUGUGGCAUAUGGUCCGGGAGAACCCUUCGUGGUGGAACAAGUUCUUGUUCAUCCACCUCAGAAAAUGGAGGUUCGAAUCAAGAUUCUCUAUACUUCUAUUUGUCACACCGAUCUCAGUGCUUGGCGAGGCGAGAAUGAGUCUCAACGUGCUUUUCCACGAAUUUUUGGCCAUGAAGCUUCCGGGGUUGUGGAGAGCGUUGGGGAAGGUGUGAAUGACAUGGAAGAAGGGGUCAUGGUGGUGCUAAUAUUCAAUGGUGAAUGCGGUGAGUGUAGCUAUUGCAAGUGCGAGUUAACAAACAUGUGUGAGAGGUUUGGUGUGAACCCAAUGAAGAAAGUUAUGGAUGGUGAUGGCACAAGCAGAUUCUCAACCAUUAACGGCAAACCCAUCUUCCAUUUCUUGAACACCUCAACCUUCACGGAGUACACGGUGGUUGACUCAGCAUGCGUUGUUAAGCUCCACCGUGACCUCACCCUCAGCCUCAAAAACCUCACCUUGCUCAGUUGCGGUGUAUCCACAGGAGUUGGAGCUGCUUGGAAUACUGCUAAUGUACAUUCAGGUUCAUCUGUGGCAGUCUUUGGUUUAGGUGCUGUUGGUCUCGCUGUUGCAGAAGGGGCACGAGCCAGAGGUGCAUCCAAAAUAAUAGGUGUGGACAUCAACAAAGACAAACUUAUUAAAGCCCAAGCAAUGGGAAUCACAGACUUCAUAAAUCCAAGGGAUGAAGAGAAGCCCGUAUAUGAGAGAAUCAGAGAAAUGACUGGAGGAGGUGUACACUACAGUUUUGAAUGUACUGGAAACUUGGAUGUUCUAAGGGAUGCCUUCUUGUCUGCUCAUGCGGGUUGGGGAUUGACUGUAGUAUUGGGAAUUCAUGGAACACCAAAGAUGCUUCCCAUCCACCCAAUGGAACUCUUCGAUGGUCGCAGAAUUGUAGGAUCAGUUUUUGGAGGUUUCAAAGGGAAAAGUCAGUUACCUCAUUUUGCCAGAGAAUGCAUACAAGGAGUGGUGAAGCUGGAUAAUUUCAUCACUCACGAGCUUCCCUUCGAGGAGAUAAACAAAGCCUUCGAUCUUUUGGUCAGUGGGAAGUCACUGAGAUGUCUUCUGCACCUCUAAAAAUGAUGCCCCUUUAGAAUGGCUUUGUUCAUUUAGAUAGAGCGCUCUCCCCCGUUUUAUAAUGACUUGAAUUAUGCUAGAGUUUAUCUAAAUAUGAAUAUGUAAUGACCAGUAAGGUGUUAUUGGUGCUUUUGAACAUACCUUAUACUGCAUUAUCUCACUGUAUAUGAAAGUGUGAAUAAGUGGAAGUGUACUCACUCAGGUUUGUACAUCUUC